Eurytemora carolleeae is the source of this 912-nucleotide messenger RNA. RefSeq lists its product as uncharacterized. Bases 36 to 596 code for a protein of 186 amino acids. Lineage: Eukaryota; Metazoa; Arthropoda; Copepoda; Calanoida; Temoridae. The transcript has 9 exons. The record is from RefSeq and is a predicted model, not a curated record.
AAGAUUUCAAAUAGUUUACAGAAAUUUGUGUUACGAUGACAUUGAAUAACAAUAAUAUAAGAGAACUAGAAGAAUUGAAAAGGAAAGUGAAUACCUUAUCAGAUUCAGUCAAUGGGAUACAUAAACACCACUUGAAACCUAUGAAAUGUUCCUGUUUGAUGUGUGUUGCCCUGGCUGGACUGUUGAUUGCAGGAAUACUUGCAGCUUUUAUUUUUCACUGCAUCAAUCAUCAAAAAAUUCCGGUCGGAACUAUUAUUGCGUGGAAUGGUAAAGGCAAACUCCCAGAUGGUUGGUUAGUGUGUGAUGGAAAUAAUAAUACCCCUGACCUUACAGGUCGUGUUUUUCUAGCAGGCUAUAACUAUAGUUCGGGAACAAAUAAUGAAAUUGCAGUCAUUGCCGAGCAGAAGUAUGCUGCUCAUAGUACCUUCAAAAAAGCAACCACGUCUGACAAAUAUGAGUUUUGUAAACAUGAGCAUGGAAGUUGUGAAAAAAACAAUAAAUUGAAUGUUUCCGCUGAAGUCUUCGUUAAACCUAACCAGAAUGAACCAGUUUAUCCUAAGCAUUACAAAAUUGUAUGGAUUAUUAAAACAAAAUAGAAUUUAGGGAGUAAAUAAUUUUUUAUUUCAUAUAACUCUUUCUGAAGCUACUCAUAAUGUAAUAAACCAUGUUCAAUUCUUUUGUGUGAUUUGGAAGCAUUUUCAAACAGAAGAUCUAGUUUAUAAGUGCUCAGGAAUAAAUUAUGUUAUGUUGUUCGACGCAUUUAAAUGUAUUGAAAAUACAUUCGCAACAUUUUUUAUGCUUAAAUAUUUGUUUAAUCCCCACAAAUAAGUGUCUCGUUCCAUCUUUACCAAGUGUUCGCAAAAAUGUUUUUGAAAAAAUUUACUUUUUAAAAAAUAUAUGUCCAUAGAUCAA